CACUGAAAGAACACAAUCCAAAAGCAGCAGCAGUGAAACAAUCCUUCAAAUGGUGGUGAGACUGCGAAGAUGGAACAGUACUAGAAACCAGAUAUUACGGGGUAGAGUAGAGUAGAGAACUUAACUAAUCUUAACCCCCCAUUCUCUCAUUCAUUCAUUCAUUCAUAUCUUCACCAAACAUGCCUUCUUCACUCUCUCUCUCUUCUUUCUCUCUCCACGCAAACCCCUCCCACUUCCCUCACCCCCUGUACAAACCCACCAUUCCCUACCCAUCAACAAACCUCCCUAAAUCUCUCUCAAUCAAAUCCUCCAUUGACAAACCCGAAAAACCCACCAAUAACACAACCAAACAGAGUUCAUGGGUCAGCCCAGACUGGCUCACCUCUCUGGCUCAGUCCCUAUCCAUUGGCAAAGACGAUUCAAGCAUACCCAUUGCAAAUGCUAAGCUCGAAGAUGUUUCUGAGCUUCUGGGUGGUGCUCUUUUCCUCCCACUGUUCAAGUGGAUGCAGGAAUACGGACCCAUUUACCGCCUCGCCGCGGGGCCGAGGAAUUUCGUGGUGGUUAGUGACCCUGCCAUUGCAAAGCAUGUGUUGAGAAAUUAUGGCAAGUAUGCAAAGGGGCUUGUUGCUGAGGUCUCUGAAUUUUUGUUUGGAUCAGGAUUUGCCAUCGCUGAAGGCCAGCUCUGGACGGUGAGGCGCAGGGCAGUAGUUCCAUCGCUUCACAAGACAUACUUAUCAGUAAUAGUUGAUCGGGUAUUUUGCAAAUGUGCUGAGAGAUUGGUGGAAAAGCUCAAAACCAAUGCACUCAAUGGCUCUGCUGUGAACAUGGAGGAAAAUUUUUCUCAAUUAACUCUCGAUGUUAUUGGUCUAGCAUUGUUCAACUACAAUUUUGACUCCCUUACCACUGAUAGUCCGGUUAUUGAUGCUGUUUACACUUCGUUAAAAGAAGCAGAGGCUCGUUCCACUGAUCUGUUACCGUAUUGGAAGAUUAAUGCUUUGUGUAAAAUAAUCCCAAGACAAAUAAAAGCUGAAAAAGCAGUUACAUUGAUCAGAAAAACCGUUGAAGAACUCAUUAACAAGUGCAAAGAAAUUGUGGAAAGUGAGGGCGAAAGGAUUAAUGAGGAGGAGUAUGUAAAUGAGACAGAUCCAAGCAUCCUUCGGUUUUUGCUUGCUAGCAGAGAAGAGGUAUCAAGCAUACAAUUACGAGAUGAUCUUUUGUCAAUGUUAGUUGCUGGGCAUGAGACUACUGGUUCAGUGUUGACUUGGACAGCAUAUCUUCUGAGCAAGGACCCCUCCUCUUUAUCAAAAGCACAAGAGGAAGUGGAUAGAGUUUUACAGGGAAGGUCCCCAACCUAUGAAGACAUUAAGAAUCUCAAGUUCUUAACUCGUUGCAUAAAUGAGUCACUUCGUCUCUACCCACAUCCUCCUGUCUUAUUACGAAGAGCUCAAGUUGCUGAUGUGCUUCCUGGAAAUUACAAGGUUAAUCCUGGUCAAGAUAUAAUGAUUUCAGUUUAUAACAUCCAUCAUUCCCCUCAGGUCUGGGCCAGAGCAGAAGUGUUUGCACCAGAAAGAUUUGACUUGGAUGGUCCAAUGCCUAAUGAAACGAAUACGGAUUUCAGAUUCAUCCCAUUUAGUGGAGGACCUCGUAAAUGUAUCGGUGAUCAAUUUGCUUUGCUGGAAGCCAUUGUUGCUCUUGCAAUCUUUGUACAGCAUAUGGAUUUUGAAUUGGUUCCUGAUCAGAACAUUAGCAUGACUACUGGAGCUACUAUUCACACAGAACAUGGUUUGUACAUGAAAGUGAGCCAAAGGCAAACUAAAUCUGCAUUUGCAGCGUCGUCUUCUUCUUCUAGGUGAGUUUGUGUAUUUGUAUUUGUAAUAGAUAGAAAGAAAUAAAAACUGUAUUUUAUGUGUUGUAGUGAUAAGUGUAAUGUAACCCCUCAAGGUUGUGAUAAUCACCACUAGAAAAAUGGUUAUUUGUGCGGCUGACAACAGAAUGAGUCCAUGAGGAUUAAGCUCUUUAUAGCUUUUGAAGAAACAAGCAUUUUUUUUAUAAUAUUAAUACAUUUUUUCAUUCC
This is a messenger RNA of Camellia sinensis, 2074 nucleotides long. It is a transcript of the gene LUT1, whose product is annotated as Cytochrome P450 superfamily protein. NCBI's taxonomy places the organism in Eukaryota, Viridiplantae, Streptophyta, Magnoliopsida, Ericales, Theaceae. The record is from RefSeq and is a predicted model, not a curated record. Gene Ontology annotation, cellular component: chloroplast. Gene Ontology annotation, biological process: carotenoid biosynthetic process. Gene Ontology annotation, molecular function: heme binding; carotene epsilon hydroxylase activity; iron ion binding.